AAAAGGUCCGAGCUGCUGCAAAUGGAAGCUGAAGAAGAAUUUAAGGAGUUUACCGGCGGACACACACCGAGAGACAGACGCCCCCCCUGACAGACAUGAACCCUCUGAGCAUCGUCGCCCUGCUGCACUGCUUCCUGUUCGCAGGUUUGGUCCAAUCGGCUCCCGUCAGCUCGUCCGACCCUCCGCCGGCGCUCAGAGAGGCGGCCGAGCGAGCGAAGACUCUGGUGGAGAAAAUCCUGAGAGACAUCCCCACCGUGUACACCGCCACCAUAACCACCCAGGGUUUGACCCUCGACCCCUCCAGCCAGACAACAAACCUGCAGAUGAUGGUGACAUCGCUGGGCAUCCCCGCCGCCCCCGUCAUCAAACCGCCAUCAGAGCGCUUCACUCUGGACAUCUGUGUGAGUCGCAUGUUAGCCGGCAGCCGGCUGUACCAGGGCCUGCUGGGAGUUCUGUCUGACAAACUGAGCGGACCGAGUGGACUGAGCGACCUGCGAGCCGACCUCAGAGACCUGCUUACACACAUCAACAAGAUGAAGGAGGUGGCUCAGCUCAGGGCUGAUGUGGUGGAACAGAACCACGGUCUGGACCUGGCCUCCCGUCUCCAUGGUAACUACGACGUCCAGGUGGCGGCCCACCUGACGCUGACGCAGCUUCGCUCCUUCUGUCACGACUUGAUCCGCAGCCUGAGAGCCGUCGCUGCCUACAGGCCCCGAGCUGCGGGUGCACACUAAGCCCCGCCCACGCUGCUUUCAAGGACACAUGGGAAACAUCGGCGUGACUUGGUCCAUGACACAAACACAGCUGAUGGUCUAAAGGUCAUGACCUCACGCAGUGGCCCUGAUCACAUGUUUCUACCUGCAGUGGCUCAUGGGAGAUAUUUCAUUGAUCGUCCAUCAGCGGUCGAGUUUUUUCCUCGUGAGCUGCCGUACAUCAGCUGAGACGAGUCGCUGAGAACUCGUUCUCACAUAAUAAUCCAGAAACAUGAGACCAGUCUGACAACCGACGAUGUUUCAGCAACAUCGUGUUCUUCAGAGCUCAAAGAAGACUAAAUAUUCUUCUUCUGCAAAAUAAUCUCUAUAAAGUGAAAAAUACAAGGUCUGAUUUUCUGAUUCAGAUUUUCAACAAACCCAAAUGAGCAGCAGGAACACGAGACGCUCAGGCGAUGAAGAGAAAAACAGGCUGAGCUGAGCGGAAACUCAUUUUUCAAAGUAAAGUAGAUUCCUUUAAUCUGUCAGUGCAGAACAGACGUCCAGAACUUAGAACAAUAUCAGUAACAAUAACAGGAAACGUGAUGUUCACGAUGUCUGCUGAGUGGGAGAACAGACAGAGUGAAACGUCUUCCCGCAGAGACAAUCUUUGCAUUCAUUCAUGUAUUUGUUUCGUCUGAGGGAUUUCUGACUCAGAGGUCACUGAGGCGCCUCGACACCACCUGACGCCUGAUGUUUUACUGUGCUGGUCGACUCUUCGGGCUCAGCUUCCUCUUCAUCGUCCGAUCAACCGUUUUCUUUGAGCUUCUCGUCUCAUCUGAUUGGUCGAAGUGGUGCAGAACAAUCCCAGAGUGCUUUGCCCGUGGAGCUCGUCUUAUCAGCCGGAGGGUCGAGGCAGACGACAAUGAGCAGGAAUGUGACCGACUCCAGGUGUGAGACCUGCAGGUCUGAACCUGUCCGGCAGCUGAAACCUGCUGCUGCUUUCUUCUGUCUGAGAACAGGAACUACAGAUGUCUGAGUUUGAAUUAGUCCGAAAGAAGAGUCGGAGGACGCUUUGUCGUGUUUCGAUGGUCCAAAGCGGCGCCGCGGGUGGCGACCUGCCGGUCCUUGACGUUUCUUCUUCGUCUCUCUUGGGAGCAGAGGAUCACUGUGAUCUGCACACUGAUCAUUUGAAUGGUAACGAUCAGCUGAGGGAUGUUUGUGGUUUUACAUUUAUUUUUAUUUAUAUCUUUAUUUCUUUUGUUUGAGCACUUUUCAGUUUUUAUGUAUCUGCUGUUAUUUAUGUUUUAUUUAUCACUGAUAUUUAUUGAUUAUUUAUGGUGAACGAUGUGAUUGAUCUGAACACUGCAGGGACGAGAGAGGCUCAAAACAAACACUAGAGGGAGAGAGAGAGGAAGUGAGAAGUUUCUCAAGUUGAGCAACGAGGGUGAUGAUGUCACAGCAGUGAUGAUGUCAGAGCAGGUCGACCUGAACGACUCACCUCAGAAACACGUGUGUGUGUUUGAACGUGAAGUUAUUUUAUUUGUGUGUCUGUCAUUGUGUUUCAGGACAGAUGCAUCAGGUGUGUUCAGGUGUGUUCAGGUGUGUGCAGGUGUGUUCAGGUGUGUGCAGGUGUGUUCAGGUGUGUUCAGGUGUGUGCAGGUGUGAAAAUGAAACCUCUCUUUAACUUUUUUACUUCAAAGUAAAUUUAUUUUAUUUAUUUAAGAUUUAUUUUUAUUUAUGAAAACCCAGAUGAGACAGAUGUUUGUACACCUUGGUGUCCUCAGACAGAAAUAUGUUGUGUAUUUUGUCUCUGUCAUAUGUAUUUUAUAUUUAUUGAGAUGAGAUGCUAA
Messenger RNA from Chelmon rostratus (copperband butterflyfish), 2542 nucleotides. RefSeq lists its product as uncharacterized. The record is from RefSeq and is a predicted model, not a curated record. Gene Ontology annotation, cellular component: extracellular region. Bases 96 to 734 code for a protein of 212 amino acids. The transcript has 5 exons. Gene Ontology annotation, molecular function: cytokine activity. Lineage: Eukaryota; Metazoa; Chordata; Actinopteri; Chaetodontiformes; Chaetodontidae. Gene Ontology annotation, biological process: immune response.